Messenger RNA from Tupaia belangeri chinensis (Chinese tree shrew), 2896 nucleotides. It is a transcript of the gene TELO2, whose product is annotated as telomere maintenance 2. Gene Ontology annotation, cellular component: cytosol. The record is from RefSeq and is a predicted model, not a curated record. NCBI's taxonomy places the organism in Eukaryota, Metazoa, Chordata, Mammalia, Scandentia, Tupaiidae. Gene Ontology annotation, biological process: 'de novo' cotranslational protein folding. Gene Ontology annotation, molecular function: Hsp90 protein binding; telomeric repeat DNA binding.
GUCUGCUGGCGGCAUGGAUCCGGAGUGCCCUGCGGUCAGACACGCUGUCCGGGAAGCCAUCCUUGCCCUGUCCUCUUCCCAGGACGGUGGCCACAUUCUUUCCAGCCUAGGGGCCCUGAAGCGCUACCUUGGGGAAGCAGAGGGCUCCGCUCUCCCCAGGGAGAAGGAGGAGUUUGCCAGGGUCCACUGCCCUGCCUUGCUCAGGUGUCUGGCCAGCAAGCUGAGCCCAGACUGGCUGGGGCUGCUGCCCGACGGCCGGCUGGAACAGCUGAGCCGCAGCUUCUUCCUGGAGGCCCCGGCCGCCCCGGCCCUCUUGGUGCUGCUGGAGUCCCUCCAGUGUGCUGCCGGCCCCAGCUCCCGUCUGAUGAAGGUGGCCCAGCUGCUGGUGGCGUUCCUGGGCGAGGGCAGGAUGGCGGUCCUGCUGGCGGAGCAGUGUCGGCUGCCGGCAGGGCCCGGCUUCACCCCGCUCCAGGAGACGCUGCUCAGCAAGGUGGCGGGCCUGCCCGACUGCCUGGGCAGCCUGCGGCAGGAGAGCCCGGCCGAGCUCCUGCCCCAGACCUACUUCCCGCGGCUUGGCGAGGCGCUGGCGCAGGCCCUGCAGGCAGUCGUGGACUCGCUCCAAGAGGGCUCCGACUGCUCCGUCGCCUUUGUGUCCCGGCUCCUGGGGAAGGUGUGCGUCCGCGGGAGGCAGAAGGAGCUCCUGGGGGUGCUGCUGCCCCGGCUGACAGCGCUCGCUCAGGGCAGCUGCCUCGGGCAGCGGGUCUGCUGGCGCCUGGUGGAGCAAGUGCCCGACGGGGCCAUGGAGGCCGUGCUGACGGGGCUGGUGGCGGCCGCUUCAGGGCCCGAAGUGCUGUCGAGGUUGCUGGGAGACUUGGCAGUGAAGAACAAGAAAGCCCAGUUCCUGAUGGCUCGGAAGCUGCUGCUCCUACAGCACCAGUGCACGACGCUCAUGCUGCAGACCCUGCGGGACUCCUUGGCCGCCCCCAGCCAGCGGCGCCCACUCCUGCUGCAGGUGCUGAGGGAGCUCUUGGAGGCGUGGGGCAGCAGCAGCGCCAUCCGACACACGCCCCUGCCGCAGCAGUGCCACGUGAGCAAGGCCGUGCUCAUCUGCCUGGCGCACCUGGAGGAGGCGGAGCUGCAGGACAGCCGGGAGGAACUGCUGGCCAGUAUGAUGGCGGGCGUGAAGUGCCGGCUGGACAGCAGCCUGCCCCCUGUGCGCCGCCUGGGCAUGGUUGUGGCCGAGGUCCUCAGCUCCCGGCUCCACCCCGAGGGGCCACCACUGAGGUUCCAGUACGAGGAGGACGGGCUGAGCCGGGAGCUGCUGGCCCUGGCCGCUCCCCGCUCUGUGGGCCACGGCUCCCCCGAGGCCAGCCCGUCCCUGGCUCCAGGUGCUGCAGAAACCCUGACAGAGGCCUCAGAGCGUGGUGCGCCCCAGGCAGGACUAGAGGGCUCUGGCUCGGACCUGGAUAGUGACGACGAGCUCGUCCCCUAUGACAUGUCGGGGGAUAGAGAGCUGAAGAGCGGCAAGGCGCCCGUGUACAUCCGCGACUGCGUGGAAGCCCUGAGCUCGUCGGAGGACGGGGAGUGCUGGGAGGCCGCCCUGCGGGCACUCGAGGGCCUGGUCUGCAGGAGCCCUGUGGCCGCUCAGGAGGUGAGCGUGGAGCUGGCCAAGGUGCUGCUACACCUGGAGGAGAGGGUGUGCGUGGCAGGGUUUGAGGAGCUACGCCAGAGAGCGCUGGUGGCCGUCACGGUCGUGGACCCAGCCCGGGUGGCCGCAUACCUGACCUCGCAGUUCUACGCCCUGAACUAUAGCCUCCGGCAGCGCAUGGACAUCCUGGACGUGCUGACCCUGGCUGCCCAGGAACUGUCCCGGCCUGGGCGCUCCAGGAGGGCUCUCCGACACGGCAGUCCCGGCCCUGGCUUCCUGUGCUCACCUGCACGGGCCACCUCGCAGCCUGGCAGCACCGCAGCACCCGACUGGCGGGUUGUCGUGGAGGAGCGGAUCAGAAGCAAGACCCGGCGUUUCUCCAAGGGCCCUUCCCGGCCAGCCCCGGCAGGUGGCCCAAAUGAGUUCAGUGCUGUGGCCGGCCACUUCUUCUUCCCGCUCCUGCAGCGCUUUGACAGGCCUCUCAUGACCUUUGACCUGUUGGGAGAUGACCAGCUGGUUCUUGGAAGACUGACCCACACCUUAGGAGCCCUGAUGUACCUGGCUGUGAACACCACAGUGGCCGUGUCCAUGGGCAAAGCCCUGCUGGAGUUCGUGUGGGCCCUUCGCUUCCAUACUGACGCCUAUGUGCGCCGCGGCCUGCUGUCUGCCGUCUCUGCUGUCCUACUCAGUGUACCUGCCGGGCAGCUGCUCGGGGACCUGCCAGAUGAGCUGCUGGAGGCCCGGUCCUGGCUGGCAGACGAGGCCGAGCGGGACCCUGAUGAGGGCUGCCGGGAGCUGGCCCUGAGGGCUCUGCUGCUGCUGGAAGGACUCAAGGACAGGCUCCUCCCACCUCCCCACAGUCUGGUCCUGCCCGGGAGCCGGCCCUGAGGGCUCUGCUGCUGCUGGAAGGACUCAAGGACAGCUCCUCCCACCUCCCACAGUCUGGUCCUGCCUGGGCAGGAGGCCGCAGCCCUGGGCCUGAGUGAGCCAGUGUUGCCUGGCUCCAUGAAGCCUUUCGGCACUGUGUGCGGGUGCUGCGUGUGCAGGCACGUGUGAUGCGUGAGAGCUGUGUGUGCAGAUAGAGGAAGCUGCUGCUUGGAGCCCGUCACCUCUGAGACUACUGCUAAAACACCUGAGGGCACUUGGCUUGCCCAGAGGGACUUCAGGGGCCACUGUGGAGGUGUGGGGACAGCCCAGGCGGGGGCAUCUGUGGGAAUAAAAGGAGCCGCAGGGCUCGGCCCAGUGCUU